Messenger RNA from Rhipicephalus microplus (southern cattle tick), 906 nucleotides. It is a transcript of the gene EMC10, whose product is annotated as ER membrane protein complex subunit 10. NCBI's taxonomy places the organism in Eukaryota, Metazoa, Arthropoda, Arachnida, Ixodida, Ixodidae. Gene Ontology annotation, cellular component: EMC complex. The record is from RefSeq and is a predicted model, not a curated record.
GUCGACAAAACACUGAGUCGUAUCCAAUCUAUCAUUGUCGGUCGUGGUUGGUAAAAAAUGGUCAAUAUUCUGGUAGUGAUUACGGUAUUUACCGCUGUCUUUCGACGUACUCGCGCAAAUGACCUUGAAGACAAGUUGAUCACGUUCACGGUGUAUCAUUCUUUCGGCUCCGGUUCCGACAACAGCUACGUUAGCAGAGCUGUUCUUUCUGUCCCCUUGGCCAGGCCAUCGGAAAGUACAUUUAACCAAUUGCCACUUUCGGCGUCUGAUGCAGCCAAGCUAAGGAAGCUUUCAGAGGAAAACGGCCUGUACAGGGUGCGAGUAACAAGCGAACAAAAUGACUCCCCUUUUGUUGCUUCGUCAUUUGCAAAAGCUUGUUCCCUCUACGAGUCUGAGCUGAAGGACCACUUCAUGGUGACGUUGGACCGCUCUGGUGCCCUGCUUGGGGUGUCAGACUUUGCUGGCCAUCAGUGCACAGGCGCGCAUGUUCCAGACCACAAGCUCGUGAAUUUCAACACUACUCUCUCUGUAUCCAUAGUCAACAUUGCUCCUGGACCAGACACGCAAACCUAUAUUCGACGCAUGGAGCAGGAAAAGGCAGAAAGGGCACGUGGUGAAAAUGCUGACAACCGUUCCUUUUUCGCCAAAUAUUGGAUGUACAUCAUGCCACUCCUCAUCUUCCUGCUCAUCUCAGGUGCUUCAAAUCCAGAAGGCCAGGGAGGUGGUAAUGCCGGUCGUUGAGGAAAUUCAGAUAAAUGAGAUGACCACCCUUUCUCCCCAUUUGUAAUAUAUGUUCACUUUACAAGCACAUCACUUUACGAUAGUUUUCUGUGCACUAGUAGUAACUGAAGGCAAGUAUGUGUGUGUGUGUGUACAAUUGUUGUUAAUAAAGGUUUGGACUACAAC